AAUCCAAGACGAUAUACGGGUUAUCUUUACUGUCACCGUUAUACUUGUGAAAAGCGAAUCAUUAAGAUACUGUUAGUGGUUCGGUGCUUGAAGCAGAAAUAUAGAAACUGUGUCAUGUGUGUAUUAAUCAAGACUUUGAUUUAUUGAAUCCUGAUGAGAAGAUCCAUAUAGUUAUCGUAAACAGAAUUCAUAAUUCUUCAUAGCCGCUCAACAAUCCUUUUUACUGACAAUCGCAAGAUCUAUCUGCACAAAGGCAAGAGUAUAUUGUGAGCUAUACAGUGGUUAGAAUUCCAAAUUGGUUAUUGUUUAAUAAUUAACCAUGUCAUCACAACUACCAUCAACAUUGGAUAAUUUAUUCAAGUAUAUAGAUGAUCAUGCACAGGAAUAUAUAAAUAAUUUGCGAGAAGCAAUUGCUAUUAAAUCGGUAUCAGCAUGGUCAGAUCAUAGGAAUGAAGUAGUAAAAAUGAUGAAAUGGGCAGAAGUAAAGUUGAAGAAUCUUGGAGUAAUUACUGAAUUGGUUGACAUUGGUAAACAAUCUCUGCCUGAUGGUACUGAAAUUCCACUUCCACCUGUACUAUUGGGAACUCUUAUAUCUGAUCCAAAAAAGAAAACUGUUCUCUUAUAUGGACAUUUGGAUGUACAACCUGCACUAAAGGAAGAUGGCUGGGAUACUGAUCCUUUUGUCCUUGUUGAGAAAGAUGGAAAAUUGUUUGGUCGAGGUAGUACAGAUGACAAAGGACCAGUUCUUUGUUGGAUGCAUACCUUGGAAGCUUAUAAAGCAACUGGAGAAGAUAUUCCUGUCAAUCUUAAGUUUGUUUUUGAGGGAAUGGAAGAAAGUGGAAGCGAAGGUUUGGAUAAUCUACUCUGGGCAAGAAAGGAUACCUUUUUACAAGAUAUAGACUAUGUCUGCAUAUCAGACAACUAUUGGCUAGGUACUAAGAAGCCCUGCAUUACUUAUGGCCUACGAGGUAUCUGCUAUUUCCAGCUAGAAGUAACUUGUGCUGCAAAGGAUUUGCACAGUGGUACUUUUGGUGGAACUGUACAUGAAGCCAUGGCUGAUUUAAUUUACUUAAUGAAUAGCCUGGUUGAUGUUAAUGGGCAUAUUUUAGUAGAUGAUAUCUAUGACAAUGUAGUCAAAUUGACUGAAACUGAAUUAACCUCUUACAAGAGUAUAGAUUUUGAUGUAAAUGAAUUCAGAGAGACUGUUGGAACUAAAAAACUGGCUCAUAAAGAAGAUAAGAUUCAGCUUCUACUCCACCGCUGGCGACAGCCCUCUUUGUCUCUUCAUGGGAUCGAGGGUGCUUUCAGUGAGCCGGGAGAGAAAACUGUUAUCCCAAAAAAGGUUAUUGGUAAAUUUUCGAUUAGAAUAGUUCCCAACAUGACUCCGGAUGAAACAGUCGAAAAAGUAGUUGCCUACAUGAAUAAGAUAUGGCAAGCUAGAGGUAGUCCAAAUGUCAUGAAUGUGAGUAUGUGUCAUGGCUGCAAAGCCUGGUCUGAGAAUCCUGACCACCCACAUUAUCUGGCUGGACGGAAAGCUACUCAACAUGUUUAUCAUGUGGAGCCUGAUCUUUCUCGUGAAGGUGGCUCGAUUCCUGUUACUUUAACAUUCCAAGAAGUUACUGGCAAAAAUGUAUUACUCUUACCAGUUGGUACAGGCGACGACGGAGCACAUUCACAAAACGAAAAGUUAAAUGUAUACAACUAUAUCCAAGGAACAAAAUUGCUUGGAGCUUAUCUGUAUGAGGUAGCUCAAUUAUAAUGCUUCGUUAAUGUUAUUCAUUAAUCCCAAGCUCAAGUAAUAUGGUAUAUCGGAUAUGUUAUGGUAUGUUGGAUUUCUUAUUGUCAUAUGUUUAUUUUAUGGUGUAUAAUUAAUUAUACGUGAAC
Messenger RNA from Harpegnathos saltator (Jerdon's jumping ant), 1884 nucleotides. It is a transcript of the gene Cndp2, whose product is annotated as Cytosolic non-specific dipeptidase 2. The record is from RefSeq and is a predicted model, not a curated record. Gene Ontology annotation, biological process: proteolysis. The coding region runs from base 320 to 1759 and encodes 479 amino acids. The transcript has 6 exons. Gene Ontology annotation, molecular function: metallodipeptidase activity. NCBI's taxonomy places the organism in Eukaryota, Metazoa, Arthropoda, Insecta, Hymenoptera, Formicidae.